CCCUCGCCCCGGCCACCAUGAACACCAACGUGUGCGUGGAGAGCGGCCCCAACCCCGAGGCGCCGGGGCUGCCCAAGGACAGCCACCUGCCCGAGGGGGCCCUCAACAGCCUUGUGGAUUACAACUCGGAGAUGGAGAGGUACCGCUCCUUCGCCACCUUCUACAAGACCAACGGCGGCGCCUUCCCCCAGGCGGCCAAGAUCGCCCGCAUCACCACCCCCAUCUUCCCCAGCGCGGCCGCCGCCGCCGCCGCCCGCAUCGGCAUGUCCCCCUGGAACUGCGACACCGCCACGGCCGCCGCCGCCACCGCCAUGCUCUGGGGCAGCGGCGGCGGCGGCGGCGCGGCGGGCGGCGCGAGGAAGCCCUCCUCCUCCUCCUCCUCCUCCGCUGCCGCCGCCGCCGCCGCCUCCGCGGCCGCCGCCGCCGCCUCCUCGCUGCACGCCGGCAGGGGCGGCAUGCACCACCGGAGCGACUCGCAGCGGCUGGGCAAGCCCGGCUGCCCGCCGGCCGAGCAGCCCGCCCUGCCCAUGGCCAACGGCAACUUCCUCUCCACCCUCGCCCCCGAGCACUGCCGGCCGCUGGCCGGCGAGUGCAUGAACAAGCUUAAGUGCGGCGCCGCCGAAGCCGAGAUCAUGAACCUCCCCGACCGCGUCGGCACCUUCUCGGCCAUCCCGGCGCUGGGCGGCCUCUCCCUGCCCCCCGGGGUCAUCGUCAUGACGGCCCUGCACUCCCCCGCCGCGGCCUCGGCCGCCGUCACAGACAGCGCCUUCCAGAUCGCCAACCUGGCGGACUGCCCGCAGAGCCACGCCUCGGCCUCGCCCGCCUCCGCCCUGGGCGCCGCCGCCGGCGCGGGGGGCGGCGGAGGCGGCGGCGGCGGUGGCGGCGGAGGCGGCGGGGGGGCCGGCGGCACCGGUGGCGGGGCCGGGGCCGGGGCGGGCAACCCCGCCAAGAAGAAGCGGAAACGCUGCGGGGUGUGCGUGCCCUGCAAGCGGCUCAUCAACUGUGGAGUCUGCAGCAGUUGCAGGAACCGCAAAACGGGACACCAGAUCUGCAAAUUUAGGAAAUGUGAAGAGCUUAAGAAAAAACCGGGCACUUCGUUAGAGGUCAGAGGAGAUGAUUUCUUUUUCCCCAGCCUCCCGCCGUCCCUCCUCAACCCCCUGCCCCCGCCCCUCCAGUGCUUCUUGUCUAGCUUCAAGAUGCAGCAUCCCUUCUCCGAGGCCUCCUUCAGGCUCUGAGGGAGCCCCCGCCGCGGGCGCGGCUCCCCGCGGCGCGGCCCCGCCGCCCGCCCCUCUCCGCCCCGCAGGGAAGAGAAACGCCGCCUCCCGCGGCGCCCCGCCGAGCCGGGCCCCGGCCGCUGGCCCCCGGCCCCGGGCCGAGGAGGGACGGCCGGGGGGCGCCGGCCCCCGCCCCGCCAGCUCGUGGCCCUUACGGAACGAAGCUAACCUGGUUUACCUGCCGUGCUGUUUCCAUAAGACUGCUGGCUCUCUGGUUCCGUUUUCUUUUACUUAUUCUUUUUUUCUUAUUUCUCUCUCUACCUUUUUUUUUUUUUUCCCCUUUUUUAAUUAAUGGCAAUCAUGACGAUUCGGGGAGGUUUGUAGGAACGGGGAGGUGGGAAAGGGAAAGUUUUAGCUGAACACCAGGCUCUCGCUGUCAGAAGUUCAGGGAAAGCAAUGGCAAGUUCAUCUCCAGGCUGGCUGGUAGCAGUUUGUCCCAGACAGACAACGGGCCAUGGAUCCCAGUAGUAGGUGAAACGCACCCAAGUGAUCUCUUUGGCAAUGUCUUUUAUAAAAUAACCUGCUUGUGGUGUAUUAAACACAAUGGAAGAAUAGCACAGGUAUGACUGAACUGAUUUCUGACUGAACUGUAUGUGCGAUUAUUUUUACAACGUUUCCUCUGAGCUGACAAUGUAUUGUGUUCCCCAAAGCUGUAACAACAGGUUUUCAGAUUUGCUAGACGUGCGAGAGACAGGCAGAUCCCGUGUCGCAGACAUUUCAGUUAUUGUAUCGGGCGCGACAGACAAUGGGAACCAAAAUACACAACCGUGAGGAAAAUGGCAAUUGGAUGGUAUCAUUAGGGGAAGGAAACAAGUGAGAGGAAAGAGUAGUAAUCAUACUUAAUUCCUUGUCAUUAUUAAAAUUAUAGUGUUGCUGGUUCGACACGCAUCUCAGAUGUGUCUGAAGGUGUCGAGGAUGAUGGAUUUAGUACAGAGGAGUAGUUUGUGGCGGGUGACACCAAGAUUUGUAGUCACAGAAAUCAGCAACUAAGUGAGAAAUUGCAACUUCCCUCUGUUGUGUGUGUGCGCCUGUGUGUGUUUGCAUAGCGGUUUAUUCCCUUGCUCAUUGCUUGCAGGAGCUCUCUCCAAGAAGAGAUGGGAUGAGGGAUUCCAGGGAAAAAGCAACACUUAGAGCCAAUUAAUUUGUUCUGUAUUAAAUAAAUUGAGAUAACAGUGUUGGUAUUGACACUGCCAUGGGACGAAAGCAACAUUUGGGGGUUAACUGACGUUUGGCUGAUAGCAUUAACUCUUUCCUAACCAGCCUCAUCAAAACAACUAAUUAAUUCCUUCUUCCAAGACUGAACUGUCCUUGCUGAAAGUUUCAUUUGUAGCUCUGCAUCCUUUUAGCUCUUUUUUUGUGAAUAGUGACCCAACAUCACUAACACAAAAACCAGGAUGGACUUCCAAGGGGAUAGAAGCUAGACUGGGUUUUCAGCUCUUGUUAUCCUCUAUAAUAUCCCUCUGUUGAUUCUUUAGCAAGUUUGCAACAAGGAUAGUUAAUGCCCUGCUCUGUUAAUGCUGAGUACAGCCUAAAAGAGACUCCCUGAACCAGAGGCGUGGAGAAUUCCCCCCACACGACUCAGCACUGAGAGUGCCUUUGUGUGCCAGGUUCCCUCAUUAGGCUUGCAAACAGGGUGCUGCUGGGAUUUAAUAUUUGUGAUAAAUGAUAGGUCCUGAUGGUUUAUCGAUUUGUGCAGAAAGUGAGCUAUCUCUGGAAGAAACGAAUUUGUACAUUAUCAGAUCUUCCUGUGGGUUUGUGUGCAUCUCUGAGCACGUUUCCAGAACUACCUUGCUCCUGACAAAGGUGUUUGGUAGCGUUAAAAACUUUUCAGGCAUGCUAUGAGAAUUAGCAUCCCGUUAAAAUUGUUUAACCACUGUGACUAGUAAAACCUAUGGUUUAAUUAGCCACUUGUGUGCUCUCAUAACCACCUGCCUCCACCUCUUCUUCAUUCUUUCUUUCCCCCACUUGCUCUCCAUCAGAUACAUAAACACAAAAGCUCCUCUGCUGCUGUACUGUGACUCAAAGGAAACAGGUUUCUCUUUCCAGCUGUGGAGAUGUCAGCAAGGCAUCACUUCUCUGCAGGUCAUGGCCCAUCACAAAGUUUUGUCACAGGAUAUGGCUAAUUUCUUUACAGAAGUGCUGUUUCUCAGGAGGAGAGGAAGAAUAACUGACUUAUAUGGUUGUUUUCCUUAUGUCUUCUUUCUUUAUAAAAAACUUAACCAAUACGGUGACAGGAGGGCUGCCUAGAGCACAGGUGCAGCAUCAGUGCUCUGGCUGUACGGCCACCAGCUGUAAGGGUGUCAGAGGGUGACAGGGCCUCCACGAGGGCCCUGCAGCAGUGGUGUUGGUGUUGGGGGUGGGCAAGGACAGUCUCCCUGCGGAGUGAGUGGCUGGAGGGACUCAUUUGGCCUGUGCUCCUGGGGAAUCCACAGCUCUGUGGGGAUGAUCCCCUGGCACCUCGGUAGGCACGCUUCCAUGGAUAUGUGUCAAGGAUUGAGGGGCUUACAUUCCACUACACACUUAGAUGAUUCUUGACUUGUGCUCAACAGUGGCUGCAAAUUGCGGGGGUGAUUUAUGGCAGGGGGUGGAACCAUGUUUAAAAACAAAUGAAAAAUUAGAAAAAAGCCAAUAAACUGUCAUUUCUUUCCUUUUCCCUUAAAUCUCUUCUACUGGUGCAAUGAAGGCAUAGGAUAUAACUUUCAAGGAUAGGAUAUGGGGUUGAAGACAGAUUCACGUGAAUGCUUUCCAGUUCCUGACCCUUGCAUUUUUCAUGGAAUGCUUCUUGCCCAGCAUUUUUUUUUAAACACUUGAAUUAUUUUUUCGUACUUUUCUUGUACUGUUUUCACAUUAAAAGUGUCCCAAUGCUCUAGUAUUUUUCAUAGAAUGUUAUUAUUACUAGGAAAUUUUAUGUACGGCAAUAAUAAAUCUAUAAAAAUCAGA
Messenger RNA from Poecile atricapillus (Black-capped chickadee), 4214 nucleotides. It is a transcript of the gene CXXC4, whose product is annotated as CXXC finger protein 4. The record is from RefSeq and is a predicted model, not a curated record. Gene Ontology annotation, molecular function: methyl-CpG binding; zinc ion binding. Bases 18 to 1235 code for a protein of 405 amino acids. Gene Ontology annotation, cellular component: nucleus. NCBI's taxonomy places the organism in Eukaryota, Metazoa, Chordata, Aves, Passeriformes, Paridae. The transcript has a single exon.